AUGUCACAUCUUGCUGGUCUAUGUGACAAUGCGUUGCUGUUGAGCUCAGUAAUAGCUCUGGGUGCUUUGUUGCUGUGGUUUUACGUAUAUACCGUCAAGCCAACAACACGAUUUAUACAAGGGCUUCCAUAUCUUCCCAACCCAAGCCUACUUCUUGGAAAUCUGAAGCAGCUAGGGAAUGACCAUCCCACAAACCUACAAGAACUCUCUCUCAAAUAUGGAAUGCCUGUGUUUCAGUGUCUAUUCGGAAACCAAAGAAUUAUUUUCAUCAACUCAUACUCAGCAGCAAUGGACUGGUUUGUAAAAAAUCAAACAUGUCUUAUAGACAGACCUCUGUUCUACACCUUUCACAGGUUGGUUUCGACAUCACAAGGACUGACAAUAGGAACCUCACCUUGGAAUGAUACAUGCAAGAAGAGACGACUUAAUGUGCAAAGAUAUAUGACUACACCUGCGAUUCAAGAAAGGGCAAGCUUAUAUGAUGUGGAAUCAUAUUCAUUAUUGCGCGAUCUCUAUCAAGAUACGUCGAAUGGAAGGUCGGCUUAUCCUUACACUUAUACUCAAAGACUUGCUCUCAACUUCACCACUAUGCUCUGCUAUGCCACAAGAUUUGACAAUAUAAGAACCAAACUCCUAAAGGAGAUCCUAGAAAUUGUGAAGACUAUAUCCUCUUUCCGGUCUACAAACAAGAACUUGCAAGAUUAUGUUCCGAUUAUAAGACUUUUGCCCGAAAAUCCCAGAAGCAAACUUGCGGUUGAGUGCAGUAGGAUUAGAGACGAGUGGCUUCAAAAGCUUACUCAGCAGGCACUCAAUCAUCGAGACGAUCGUGUGAGUAUUGUUGGAGACUUUGCUAAGUCUGACGGGGAAGGGAGAUUAAAUCUGGAUGAUAUCAAAUGCAUAUGUGUCGGCUUGGUCUCUGGUGGCUUCGAGACUCUUGGUUCAACAGGAGCUCUGAUAUUUGCUCAACUCGCCACCGAAAAAGGAAAGAAGUGGCAAGAAAGAAUCUACGCUGAUUGCAUUGAGCACUAUGGCUCCGUAGAGGUGGCAUGGCAGCAUGUGGUACUUGAACAAAAGAGUGAGUUUGCAGUGUCCUUCAUCCGCGAGCUUCUGAGAAUGUACGCCGUCAUCCCUUUGAUUCCAGCUAGAAAAACUGCAAAGUCUUUUGAAUGGAACGGGGCUCUCAUUCCUGAGGGUACAACAGUGAUCUUGAAUGCACAAGCUGCGAAUCACGAUAGAGACCAUUUUGGAGAGACGGUAGAUGAUUUCGUUCCUGAAAGAUUCCUCUAUGAAUCGGAUGUGAACCAUUCUCCAUACCAUUUCACAUUUGGUGCGGGAUCAAGGGCAUGUACGGCAGUCAAUCUUUCAAUUAGAAUACUCUAUGUCAUUUUGACACGAAGCUGCAUGCUUUUUGAAAUUGAAAAAGAUGCGUCGCGUUCGCCAGUGAAUGACUAUAUCGGGUAUGCAGCGGACAGAUCAGCACAAACAUACUGGCCUAAAGAUUUUGGUAUAUAUCUGAGACCAAGAGAUCUCGGUACAAUGGAGAGAUGUUUCCAGAAAUCCAAAGAGGCUUGUGCUGAGCUAUUGUCGUAUUCAUAUGAAAACGAUGAGGUUGCUGAAAAGUAUGAUAAUGAUUUAUAG
Ogataea haglerorum is the source of this 1638-nucleotide messenger RNA. RefSeq lists its product as uncharacterized. The transcript has a single exon. The record is from RefSeq and is a predicted model, not a curated record. Gene Ontology annotation, molecular function: heme binding; iron ion binding; oxidoreductase activity, acting on paired donors, with incorporation or reduction of molecular oxygen. Lineage: Eukaryota; Fungi; Ascomycota; Pichiomycetes; Pichiales; Pichiaceae. The coding region runs from base 1 to 1638 and encodes 545 amino acids.